AUGUCGAAUCAGCAGCGCGACAGCAACUAUACCAUGGGGUACUCUCCGGCUACCACAGCCAGCCACUCAGCGCGGACUGCCGAGGCGGAUGCGGGUUUCUUGCUUCCACAUCUCAAGGCUACUGACAAAAUCUUGGACGUGGGAUCUGGUCCGGGUACCAUCACUAUCGGCUUCGCGGCAAUCGCCCGCGACGGUGAGGUCGUUGGCAUAGACAUCUCCGAAGAUAUUCUGGGCCAGGCGCGGCAGUUCGCGGCAAAAGCCGGGUCACCCCCGAACCUAUCCUUCCGACACGGCGAUGUCCUCAAGGGCCUCGACUGGAUCCCCGACGGCACGUUUGAUGCCGUCUACGCUUCCCAGGUUUUCCCGCAUUUGCCUACCGCAGAGAUGAGGGAGCAAGCACUGAGCGAGAUGCGUCGCGUGCUUAAGAAGGAUGGCAUACUGGCCACGCGAACACUGGCGGAUAUGCAGUGGUAUCCGAGGGAACUGGGCCUCAAAGAGCUUGUUGGUGGACACAUGAACAAGGCCUUUGCCACCAGCGAUUAUGUCGGACCAUUAAUGCCAGCGCUGUACAGAAAAGUUGGCUUUGAAAAGAUCAAGGUUGGGGCUGGAACCCAUGUGAGCGCCACUGAAGAGGAAAGAAGAUGGCUGGUAGGCACAUUUGGAGGUCGUCUGGCACCCGGCGAGACAGUUCGGCAGAGCUGGAUUGAGGCUGGAAUCAGUGAGGAGGAGGUUGACACCACUAGACGUGUGCUGGAAACAUGGGCGAACACUGAGGACGCAUGGUAUAUUGGAGUCGAAGCGGAUAUCUUGGGAUGGAAAUGA
Molecule: messenger RNA, 822 nt
Organism: Pyricularia pennisetigena
Lineage: Eukaryota; Fungi; Ascomycota; Sordariomycetes; Magnaporthales; Pyriculariaceae
Exons: 1
Coding region: 1-822 (273 amino acids)
Molecular function (GO): methyltransferase activity
Source: RefSeq, a predicted model, not a curated record